Messenger RNA from Parasteatoda tepidariorum (common house spider), 2832 nucleotides. Its product is annotated as carcinine transporter. Gene Ontology annotation, cellular component: membrane. The record is from RefSeq and is a predicted model, not a curated record. NCBI's taxonomy places the organism in Eukaryota, Metazoa, Arthropoda, Arachnida, Araneae, Theridiidae. Gene Ontology annotation, molecular function: transmembrane transporter activity. Gene Ontology annotation, biological process: transmembrane transport.
UCUCAAACAGUUUCCCAAAAUAAAACAUGUUUACAUUAUACCAUAACAUGUACAUUAUUGUAUGUAGAUGUAAUAUUUUCCUGUGUAUAUUUAGGGAGUCACAUCCGUACUUAUAGUUUCUUUUUUCCCUGUUUGGUUUAGAAUUUUAAGUUUGGUCUCCGCUGAAGUUUUCGUUCAACGUGUUUCAAUUAGUUGCUAAUGCAAAUUUUUUGAAACUUUAAGCUGAGUAGAAGAAAGCUUAUUUUUGAAACAUAGUUGCAAGAAAGUCAAUUACUGACUAUUUGUGAUCCAUUUAAACCGAAGAUAUGAUUUUUGAAGAUAUUCUAAAUGACGUUGGGGGCAAUGGACCUUAUCAAAAGUUUCUAUCCAUUACUUUUCUCAUCCCGGCCAGUUUGGUCAUUCCUUGGUUCUCCAUGAAUUCUAUCUUCCUUUCUAGUACUCCUGAACAUUGGUGCUUCGUACCAGAAGUCGCCGCUUCAAAUCUCCCCACUGAUGCUAAACUAGAUCUCCUGAGUCCGCCAAAUGAUCCCUCUUGUUCAAUGUAUGAUAUCAACUAUGCGGAGAUCUUAUCAACGGAAAAUUUUACAGUAAAUCCAAGUUGGCCAACCAAAGCCUGUGACAAUGGUUGGGAAUUCGAUAAAACCAAUUAUGAUGCAACAUCUGUAACUAGAUGGGAAAUGGUCUGCGAGGACGAUUAUUACAGCAGUCUUGUCAUCAGUUUGUCGUUCGUUGGCGUCACACUUGGAACGCCCCUCUGUGGAUUCCUAUCAGACAGGAUCGGCAGAAAGCCAGCUUUAAUGAUAUUUGCCUUCAUGAUUGCCGUCACUGAAAUAAGUUCUGUGCUGAGUCCUUAUUUUUGGAUGUUUCUUUUCCUCCGAACUCUCAAUGGAUGCUUCUUUACUUCGAUUUAUACCAUAGUUUUUAUACUACUCCUCGAAGUUGUUAGUUCUGAAAAUCGAGCAAAAAUUAGUGGCAUAUCAACUUUUGCCUGGACCAUAGGAAUGUGUAUUUUGCCCGCAAUGGCAUGGCUUACCAGAAACUGGAUCUACCUUAGUGCAAUGACCGCAACAGCAUCUGCUUGCCUGCUUCUUUACUGGAAAAUUAUUCAUGAAUCUCCAAGUUGGUUGAUAGGACAAGGAAAAUACCAAGAGGCAUACGAAAUCUUGUCUAAAAUAAGCAAAUUCAACGGAAAAGAAAAUCCUGAUAGUUUUCAUCUCCUAGAGAAAAUUCAAAGCUUAGGAGCAGAAAUGAAAAGUGAGAAGGAAAAUGAAAAGAAGAGUUCACCAAGAGAAUAUAUUCUCAAUUCUAAAUUGAGAAAACGAUUCAUCUUAGUUACUAUAUGCUGGGUUUGUGCGAACAUGCCCUAUUACGGGCAUCAAGUGAAUUCCAGGAAUUUGGAAGGGAAUGAAUUUCUGAACUUUUUCUACCUCUCAGCCGUUGAGGUUCCGGCCAGUAUAGUAGCAUGGAUUAUGAUGGAAAGCAUAGGAAGGAGAUGGAGUGCUGUAGCUGGCUAUUUUCUCUCCACAAUAGCCUGCAUAAUUCCCAUCAUUGUCCCGCCAAACUUCGUCAGAGCUGGCGUCAUAGCUGCUCUUCUUGCCAAAGCCGGAAGUUCCGUAUCAUAUCAAGUGAUAUACCAACAUGCUCCAGAACUUUUCCCGACCUCAUUGAGAGCUGUAGGAAUGGGACUAUGUUCUACUAUAGGAUCCGGAUCCGUCUUUGCCGCUCCUUACGUUGCAUAUUUGUCUAAGUAUGGAUUUCAUGUACCAUUCAUUUGUUUUGCCAUAAUCGCUUUCCUUGGAGGAUUCUUGACUCUAUUUUUACCAGAAACGUUGAACCAAAGGCUGCCUCAAACUGUUGCAGAUGUGGAAAACUAUAUCUCAAAUCAGAAAUUCUUCUCUUGUGGAAUUGUGAAGGAAUCUAAAACUGAAGAUAUAGACACUUCCCGACGAUCCUCGUUCAUUGUUCCGAGAGCAGGCAGCAUUGAUCCUGUUGAAGUCCUUAAUAUCUUACGAAGAGGAUCAGUGGAUUCUGUUUAUGUUAUAUCUGGCCCAAACUUAAAAUCAUAGAAUUCGAAAGUGCCAAUUACAACAUUGUGAGCAAUGACAUCUUCGUAAGGAAAACUCGUGCAGCGCGCUGGCACGUUGCAAGAACUGAAUAAGACUCUAGAUUAUUUAUCAUAUUCACCUUAUUCCUGACGGGGGUUCUCUAUAUUAUUAGCAGAUAGCAGCACGAUAAGAGGCAUUUAUAACUUCCUCUGGAUGAAACGAGAAUUAAUUUACACUAAUCUGAGCUGCCAUAACGUCCUGCUUUGACGUAAAAGGAAGACUGAAACACUUCUGAUUUGAUUUGUUUCUUUUUUAGGAUACUAGGUGAAUAUUUCCCAUUGAACUUGAGAAAUUAUUUUAUUAAUCCUUAUAUAAUAACAUCGCUAACUGUGGCUUGCAUCUGCAGAAUUUCUGCCCCUUAGAUAAUGCAUUGAUUGAUUUUUUACGGAACUUCAUUAAGUAUUGAUGUUGCUUUCUGUCACCUAUGUAAAUGAACUUCAAUACUUAAGGAGGAUACUCUGACAUCAUCAACUACAUACAUCACCCUCUAGCAAUACUUAACGGAAAAUGUUAGUUGAUUCAGUUGAUGUGCAUAGUUGACACUCUACGGUAUAUAAUGUGGUAUCUUUUUAUCUUUUUUUUUUCAUUUACUUCUGUAUGAUUAUAUUUAUCGCAUGAAUGAAUGAUAAUUCUUUGUGACCUAUUGCUUUAAAGUUGAGUUUUUAUACUUUAUUUCAAUCAAAUUAUUGAAUUAAGAUAGGAUUGCAUAAAUUUAUGCUAGUUUAUU